UCGAGUAGGAGUCCGAGGAGAAAAGGUGCGGCUAAAGUGACGUUUCACAGCUCUGUUCCAGAACCCCAAACCGAGUAGAGCGGUGUGCAGUUUUUCGCGCACACUUCGCUUGAGGCGACACUUCACAGGCUGGUUGUGUUGCACUGAUACGGAAAGUAGUAAGAUGAGCAGCGCCGGGGCGGCUUGGGGAGCUUUGCUAUUGAUCGUAGGAUGUCUCCUUGCAUAUUCAGAAGCUUAUAACAUUGCAACUUCGGGAGCCAAAUUGUUUCAAGGGAACUCUGUUGAAGAAUUUGGAUAUACUGUCCGUCAGUUUGUAAAUAGCAAUGGGAAAUGGUUAUUGGUUGGAUCACCAUGGAGUGGCUACCCUCAGAACAGAAUGGGUGAUAUCUACAGAUGCCCGCUACAUGAAGUCAGAACAACAUGUGACAAACUGCAGAUUCAGAGUAAAACCACAAUCCAGACUGUGACUGAAAUAAAAAACAAUAUGACCCUGGGCUUAACUCUUAAUACAAAUACUAAAACUGGAUUUAUGACAUGUGGCCCCCUUUGGUCACAACAAUGUGGAAGCCAAUACUUCUCCACUGGAAUUUGCUCAGAGGUACUUUCAGACUUCAGUAAAGUUCAGAGUUUCUCUCCUGCUCUACAAAAGUGCGGUGGCCCCAUGGAUAUUGCAAUUGUGCUGGAUGGUUCAAAUAGCAUUUGGCCGUGGGCACCUAUUCAGAACUUCCUCAAAAAAUUACUGUCUGGUUUAAACAUUGGACCAAACGACGCUCAGGUGAGUGUCAUCCAAUAUGCAGUUGAUCCAACAUUUGAAUUCAAACUGAACACGUAUGCAACCAAAGAUCAAAUGAUAGCCGCUGCUGCAAAAAUAACACAAAAGCUUGGAGGUGAAACGAAUACCUUCAGAGCCAUUGACUAUGCAAGAAAAAAUGCAUUCUUGCCAGAGAAUGGGGGCCGUGACGGGGCUUCAAAGGUAAUGGUAGUAGUUACUGAUGGAGAAUCUCAUGAUAAUUCACAAAUGAAAACUGUGAUCGGAGAAUGUGAAAAAGCCAAGAUUACAAGAUUUGGCAUAGCUGUUCUUGGAUAUUACAUAAGGAAUGAUAUUGAUACUAAAAACCUAAUCAGUGAAAUCAAAUCAAUAGCCAGUGCACCAUCAGAGAGGUACUUUUUUAAUGUGUCAGAAGAAGCAGCAUUGUCAGAAAUUGCUGGAACUCUUGGAGAACGAAUCUUUAACAUUGAAGGAACAGGAAAAGGUGGGGAUAACUUUCAAAUGGAAAUGUCCCAAGUUGGAUUCAGCGCCUUCUAUUCCAGCAAAGAGGAUGUUAUGAUAUUGGGUGCUGUUGGGGCCUAUGACUGGAGUGGCACUGUGGUUCAUAAAAAUGGGAGCAAGACUGAAAUUUUUCCAAAGCAAACCUUUGAAAAGAUCUUGGAAGACAGAAACCAUAGCUCAUUACUUGGUUACUCUGUGACGACAUUGUCUGUUGAAGGGGGUCAGUUUUAUGUGGCUGGGGCUCCACGGUCUAAUCACACAGGUCAAGUUGUCACUUACACCAUUGAUGAUAAAGGCAAGCCCACCGUCCAGCAAUCCCAACGAGGAGAACAGAUUGGUUCAUACUUUGGCAGUGUUCUCUGCUCAGUGGACAUUGAUCAUGACCUUAUGACAGAUGUGCUAUUGGUUGGUGCACCAAUGUUUAUGGAUGACUUUAAGAAAGAAAUCGGGAAAGUAUACAUAUUUUCAGUAAUGAAGGGCAUUUUGGGACAACGAGAUAUUCUUCAAGGUCCAUCUAGUUCAGAAAAUGCUCGCUUUGGAAUGGCCAUUUCUGCUGUCCCAGACCUCAAUUUGGAUGGAAUGAGUGAUGUGAUAGUCGGUGCUCCUUUGGAAUACGAGAACAAGGGUGCAAUUUAUGUUUAUAAUGGAGAUAAAAAAACUCUUCGCACAAAGUACUCCCAGAAAAUCUUAGCCUCAGACCUUUCACCAACCCUACAAUACUUUGGAAGAUCUCUCGAUGGGAGUGCUGAUUUAAACGGUGACACCAUCCCUGAUGUGUCAGUUGGAACCUAUGGAAAUGUCGUUCAGCUGUGGUCACAAAGUAUAGUGAAUGUUACUGUGGAGGCUACUUUUUCACCAGACAAGAUCAGCAUUCUUAACAAAAGCUGUGAUGUGAGUGGAAGAAAGCAGUUUUGUUUUGUAGCAAAGCUCUGCUUCUCUGCUACCUUUAGACCGACGUCAGCCAGUGGACCAGUGGAUAUCAAAAGCAACUUUACUUUAGAUGCAGAUCUUCAGUCAUCAAGAGUGUCUUCCCGAGGUUUAUUUGCUGAAAAUAAUGAUAGGAUGCUGCAGAAGAACAUUGAAGUUAUGGGCAAAGUCACUUGUAAUGAAUAUAAAGUUUUUGUUCAGGAUGCUCCAGAUUUUGUAAAUUCCCUUGCCCUUCGUGUUGAUAUUGGCCUCCAGAAGCCAAAGAGCAGUCCUGUCUUAGAAAAGUUUGCACGUAAUUCCUGGCAGUUCUUUAUUCCUUUUUCAAAAGACUGUGGUGAAGAUGAGCUCUGCUUGUCAGAUCUUGUACUCGGUGUGCAAAGAAAAAAUGUCGACAAUAGUCUUACACCUUUUGUUGUGAGCAGUGCGAACACAAGAAUAUCUUUUACAGUUAAAGUGUGGAGCAAAAAUGAAAACGCAUACAAUUCCAAGGUCAUUGCCACCUAUUCAAAUAAUUUAUACUUCUCAUCUCACACAAUUCCUACGGAUGGAACUGAUGUGAAGUGCCAAUUAGAGACAACAGAAUCAGUCUCCUGUCAGGUCGGAUAUCCUGCUCUAAAACUAGGACAAGAGGUAUCCUUUGACAUCAACUUUGAUUUUAACAUCAACCACUUGCAGAGUGUGGCUUAUAUCAACUUCCAGGCUCUUAGUGAUAGUACAGAAGAAACUCCAGAAAACAAUGUGGUCAACAUUUCCAUUCCUGUUCAGUACAACUCGGAAAUUGUUUUUACCAGAGAUACCAGCCUACAUUUUUAUGAAGUAAACUCGGCUGUUCCAGCUGAAACAAAAGUGAAUACUUUCGAAGAUAUAGGUCCUGAAUUCAACAUCACCCUGAAGGUUACCACCGGAGGUUUUCCUGUGCACAUGGCAUCCCUUACAGUUGCCCUGCCUGUAUCUACUAGAAUUGCAGGAAAUCCACUGCUCUACAUAACGGAUGUCAAUACAGAUACGGCCGUCACCAUGAGCUGCGAGACAACAGAGUUGCUGAACCCACUAAAAAUCGGAGAAAAGCCACACACUGCAUCAUUCUCAAAGGAGGACUUAACAAGAGUGAAAAAACUGGACUGUGAAACUGCCAACUGUAAGUCACUGAAGUGUUCAUUCAAAGACGUCGAACCAAGAAGGCAGUAUGCAGUAAACAUCACAGCAAGGAUCUGGAAUGGUACUUUUGCAGUUUCAGAAUUCCAGGAGGUCAAUUUGCAAGCAAGUGCUGAGGUAGAGACGUCACAGCCAGACUUAUUGAUUAUCAUGAAUAAAAAACUUCCAAUAGAAGUUACUAUUACAAAACCAGGAAUUAAAAAAGAUGUCCCACUGAAUGUAAUCAUUGGCAGCGUAAUUGGAGGAUUGCUUUUACUGGCAGCACUAGUGGCUAUCUUAUACAAGCUUGGCUUUUUCAAACGAAAAUAUGAACAACUAAUGAAAAAUGAGGUAGAAGAUGGUGAUGGUGAAAUUGACGAUCUUAAUGAAAAUGAAUCAUGAUGCUGAAUUUAACUUGAACAAAUGGACACGUUUUCCAGUUUCCUUCCAUCCUUCUGCAUCUUUUUUAAUAUUUCAGGAUCAUAAAAAGAAAGUCUUCUUCAUUAUACAGAAAUGGGUACAAACCUGGAAGUCAGCAUUCUGUUAGGAUUCCUCAUGGUUCACUUUUGGAUCAUGCUAGUCUUACUGUUACUGAGUGAGAAAGAAACAGAAAAAAAAUAUAAAAUGAUGCAGUUCAGGUUAUACAUAAGACUUAUUUUUUAUACUUUACUAUUAUUACUUUUUAUUAAUUUUUAUGCUUGGAAAUGUUUUCGUGUAAAUAUUUCAAUCUAUGUGGUCUUUUGCACAUUUCCUGGCAUAUUUUAUUUUUCUCCUUAAUGGGAAUGGGUGACACAGAUCUUAAUGUAUAAUGUGUAAUUUAUUUAGGGUAUUUUUGCACUGGAGAUUGUUCACAGUUAAUCAUGACGGUCAUGAGGAUUGUACUGGAAAAACAGGGAU
Molecule: messenger RNA, 4228 nt
Organism: Polypterus senegalus (gray bichir)
Lineage: Eukaryota; Metazoa; Chordata; Cladistia; Polypteriformes; Polypteridae
Gene: itga2.2
Product: integrin, alpha 2 (CD49B, alpha 2 subunit of VLA-2 receptor), tandem duplicate 2
Exons: 30
Coding region: 164-3733 (1189 amino acids)
Biological process (GO): cell adhesion mediated by integrin; cell-matrix adhesion; integrin-mediated signaling pathway
Cellular component (GO): integrin complex; external side of plasma membrane
Molecular function (GO): integrin binding
Source: RefSeq, a predicted model, not a curated record